AUGGCUUAUACUGCUUAUCCUCACUGCCUUCCGGUCGACGUAUAUGAUGGUUAUAUCAACAAUAUCAACGUCAAAUGGAGCCCGACCACAAGAGAAUGGCUCCCUCAAAAGGCCGUAGAUUGUAAAACGUCGGUACAGAUAUUAAAGUCUCUAACUGAGCAUUAUCUUUAUUUGUCUGCUCACCGAAUGGGAAGCACUCAGGUCACUGUUAAGUCAACACCCCAUGACUUUACUAUAGACAGUAAGACUGGCCAGCAAACAGCAGACGGCAUGCAUGUCAGUGGCAGAAUGGUACCAGGUCAAUACCAUGUUCACGUUUAUAUCGAAGGUGUAAACGCGACCACCACACCCUACGAGAGGAUGACCUGGGUAGGAGAAGGUGUAACGAAGGCUGGUAAAAAGGGCAAGCCACCCACUUUCUACCAUAACUUGAGCUGUGGCACCUAUCCUGGGGCGGCAAAUUCCGGGGCCACAAGCACGAGUGGACAUGCCGCGACGUCGGGUUAUACGCAUGUGUCAACUAUGGCAUCCUCAGCGGCUGGCCCGAGUGGUCAAGCAUCGACGUCGAGUUAUUACCCGGCUAAUUAUACGCCUGCAACAGCUACGGCAUACCCAAUCGCCAACGUGACUACUACUGCGACUACAGCUGCCUCCGGAUGGAUAUGGAACAAUGAAUACCAGAAAUACUAUCGUGUUGACCCAAAAACCGGGCUGUCGCAAUGGCAUACUGGUUAA
Molecule: messenger RNA, 735 nt
Organism: Venustampulla echinocandica
Lineage: Eukaryota; Fungi; Ascomycota; Leotiomycetes; Helotiales; Pleuroascaceae
Exons: 2
Coding region: 1-735 (244 amino acids)
Source: RefSeq, a predicted model, not a curated record